AUGUAUCUAGGCAUAGCAGGUUUAAGGUUAGCAGCCUCCCUGUUUGGCUCUGCUAUAACAAUCGAAGCACAGCAACCCAGACCCAAGCUUCCCCUUUCGAGCCAGAAACGGAACCCGAAAUCCAAACCCCCGACCGACCACCGCGACGCCAAGAUAGGGACCGAGACCCCCACCGCGCCGGCCGCCGCGCCUGCCGGGGACGGCGACGCGGCCGCCCGGAAGCGGCCCGGCGCCGAGGAUGCACCCGCGGCGGGCGACGGCAAGCGCCGCCGCGCGGAGUACCCCUCCUCCGGCUCCCGCGAUCGGCACCACCACCGCCAGAAGCCCGGGGACAAGGAGGGGAAGAAGGAGAGGAUGCGGGCGUCGCACAUCCUGAUCAAGCACGAGGGGUCCCGGCGCAAGGCCUCGUGGCGGGACCCCGAGGGCGUCGCCAUCUCCGCCACCACCCGCGACGACGCCGCCGACCUCGCCCGCGCCCUGCGGGACCAGAUCGUCGCCGGGGAGCUCAAGUUCGAGGCCGCCGCCACCGACAACUCAGACUGCAACUCCGCCAAGCGCGGCGGCGACCUCGGUCCAUUCGAGAGGGGCAAGAUGCAGAAGCCUUUUGAGAAGGCGGUCAUUGCUCUGAAAGUGGGGGAGAUGAGUGAUGUGGUCGACACCGAUAGCGGGGUGCAUAUCAUCUUGAGGACUGGCUGAUCACCUCUGCCGAUCCACAUAAAGCCUGAAACAUUAAGCGGUGACAUUUUUUUGUACUUGCACUGUAACAGAGUGCUCACUGCAAAGCUACUAUGAGAUUGGUUGCGUGCCUGGACUAGAACAUUGUGGUGCUUGGUUGUGUUGUUUCUCUCUCGUGUCUCGGAGAUGGAUACAUGUUUCCUUUUGAAGAAAGUGUAAGUGUGUUGGGAACAUAUGUAUCGAGGAUCAUUUUCUGCUUC
This is a messenger RNA of Lolium perenne, 935 nucleotides long. RefSeq lists its product as uncharacterized. Gene Ontology annotation, cellular component: nucleus; cytosol. The record is from RefSeq and is a predicted model, not a curated record. Gene Ontology annotation, molecular function: peptidyl-prolyl cis-trans isomerase activity. Lineage: Eukaryota; Viridiplantae; Streptophyta; Magnoliopsida; Poales; Poaceae.